AUGGCAAUUAGUUUGUUAGAGGUUAAUCCUGAACGUACAGUUCAAGUUCUAUUCAAGUUCAGUGAUCUAUUCGACUCCAGUAAUGCGGUUGAUGGACUUAAAUCUGACCUCAGUGCGUGGGGACGGCAGUGUGUUGUGUCAAAAGACUAUUAUAGAACCGCCACCUGGUGGGUAAACCUGACAGCAAUCCACAGCAUUCAUUACAUAAGGAUUUAUUACAGGACAGAUAAUGUUGUAUGGAAUGCAUCCAAUGACUACACAGAAAGAUUUCUUGGGUUUUAUGUCUACGUAUCGAACACAACAGAUAGACUAAAUGGUCAAUUAUGUUUCCAUGAUGCAGAUUAUAAUAAAUCUAUGAUACCUGCCGUUGUCAAUAUUACAUGCCCAGUACAUGGACAAUACGUCAUUUACUAUAAUGAGAGACUUUCUAAUGUCACUUAUUCGGUUGGAUAUUCCACUGACGCCCAUAGUGAACUCUGCGAGGUGGAAGUUUUCGGAUGUAAAUCUGGCUUUUAUGGACCGAAUUGUUCUCAACCCUGUCCGAAAGACUGUCGUUAUUGUGAAAUAGAGACAGGUGUUUGUACAUGGUGUAAACCAGGAUACCAGGGAUAUCAAUGUUAUAAUGAAUGCAGCGGUGGUAAAUAUGGACAAGAUUGUGGAGAAAAUUGUGGCGCUUGUCUAGGAUAUGAACAAUGUAACUAUGGCAGUGGGUCCUGUACAGAAGGGUGUGAUAUUGGUUAUGAAGGAACUCUUUGUAGAACAGAGUGUUCACUUGGACGAUUCGGAACAAACUGUGAGAGAUUCUGUAGUAAAAAUUUGGGAUAUCUAAUGUAUGCAACGGAACGACCGGAGAAUGUGAGAAAGGAUGUCAACCGGGCUGGAUUGGACUUCAAUGUACUAAAGAGUGUGAUGGAAGUAAAUAUGGACAGGAUUGUGGACAGAGUUGUGGAGCCUGCCUUAAUUAUAAAAAAUGUCAUUACAUCAAUGGUUCUUGUCCGGAAGGCUGUGCCGCGGGAUUCAAAGGAAAACUCUGUAAAACAAUGUAACAGAGGGACAGGGGAAUGUGAGGGGGGAUGUCAACCAGGCUGGGAGGGACCUCAGUGUGAAUCAGCUUGCACAGAAAAUAAAUACGGUACAAACUGCAGCUAUACCUGUGGGUUUUGUCAGGAUUCUUCUUGUCACCACGUGGAUGGUUCAUGCGCAGGGACGUGUGUGGAAGGAUAUCAAGGAGCCUUAUGCAAUGAGGUGUACAAAAAGGGCUUUUAUGGAGAUGAUUGCACGGAGGAAUGCAGUCCCUUUUGUAAGUCAUCACGUGACUGUCACCACGUGACAGGACAUUGUAAUGAAGGAUAUGAAUUGAACAUAUUUCAUUGA
Molecule: messenger RNA, 1374 nt
Organism: Saccostrea cuccullata (small rock oyster)
Lineage: Eukaryota; Metazoa; Mollusca; Bivalvia; Ostreida; Ostreidae
Product: multiple epidermal growth factor-like domains protein 11
Exons: 10
Coding region: 1-1374 (457 amino acids)
Molecular function (GO): scavenger receptor activity
Source: RefSeq, a predicted model, not a curated record